CUUGCUUCACAACAUUACCUAUUGCAAGUUAACACCAAGAUGAGUUAUAAAUUAUCUAAGAUAUCCAACGAGAAGGACAUCGGUCCAAUCAAAUUGAUGAACCCACCAACUUCUGCACCAAGCUCAAGGGGAAUUUUGACGGUAACACUUCAUGAGGCUAUCGGUCUUUCCGUAGCGGAGGACUAUAAGGAACGCUCUAACGGCGAGGCACAUAAUCACCAUGUGGGGCGCCGCACGCCUGUCUGUGUGCGAUGCAACUAUCCGUAUGCGCUUUUAGAUUAUGAAAAGUCGCAGGCGACUCUCAACUGUUAUUGGGGGACAACCGAAAAUCCCCUAUGGAUGUCCCGGCUUGAUAUAUGCAAGUUCGAUGUUUCAAGCUUUUCUGAGUUGGCAAUAUAUCUUUACGUUCGGGAUCCUAAUCACACUUUGAAGAGUCGGGAUAUUUGCCUGGGCGUAGCACGGGCGAACCCCUUUGACGAACUUGAAAAGUCUGAAGCACGUUGGCUGGAUUUGGAAGAUGGUACUGGGAAGCUACGCAUUAGCUUUGAAUAUACGAGCCAUGAAAAUGGGACGUUAGAAGAGAGGGACCUCGAGCGUGAUAGACCUAUCAACGGUGUAUGGACCUCCGGUAUUAUUAAGAAAGACACCCAGCGUGUAUAUGCCGAAUCAAAGAUUAGAACAACACAGCUUAGUUCUCAGCUUAAACUGGAAAGCAUAUGGGAUUAUCAGGUCAGCCAUCCUUUUGUCGCGCCGCUCUCCUUUGCUUUCGAAUCAUCAGAGGGUUUAACCCUCCUUUCCCCAUACAUUAGCGGCGGACCCCUUUUCAGUCAGCUUCAGAAGGAUCGAUGUUUCGAUGUCGAUAGAUCACGGUUCUACGCUGCUGAGAUUACCUGUGCGUUAGAGUAUCUACAUAAUACUCGGAAGGUUUUCUCCUGGUUGAAGCCUAGAAAUGCUCUUCUUGAUUCAUUUGGUCAUGUUGUUUUAUGCGGCUUUGGCCUUUUCAACCCUGAUACUAAAAGCGGGAGCCAUGGGACACCUGAGUAUCCAGCACCGGAAUUCCUUCUUGGCCAAGCCGAAUCCAGGACGGCAGACUGGUGGACGCUAGGAGUCUUCCUCUACGAAAUGUUAACGGGGCUACCCCCAUUCUAUGACGAGGACCACGAUAUGAUACACCAAAAGAUUCUCACCCAACCCGACUAUUUUCCCGAGUCUUUUCCUCCCAGUGCCAAGGAUGUGAUAACUAAGCUUCUUGACCGCGACCCUAAGCAGCGCUUAGGGGCCAAUGAAGAUGCCUCGGAGGUCAAAUCUCAUCCCUUUUUUGACGGCGUAGAUUGGAAUAAACUUCUUCAGCGGAAGUACACACCUACUUUCCGUCCUGAAUUUGUUCCAAAUUCCUUCAAGCAAUACAGGGUGAAUAACCCUCCUAAAAAGAAGGAUAAUUUCUGGAUAACUUCACUCGAAUCCACCAAAGCCCCUGUAGCUAGCAAUCCCCCAGCCCAGGACUCCCAUCAAGCAGUUAUCAGAGAGGAUGAUGGCUGGGAACUAAUAUGGGACGGGGCUCGCCGUGAAUUCGACUUGUACAAUCGCUUUACUAAAACGAAAAAGUCUGUCCCUCCUCGGCGUAUGAGACCUCUGGAGCAUGGCAAGGCAGUGGUCAAUGAAAGCGCCGACCCCACUGUUCCUAGUCAAACCCAGAAGGAAGAGCUACUCGAGGCAGCAUUGCAAGCCGGAUACGACAGGGUUGUUUUACAACUGUUGGAAUAUGGAAUGGAUUUGAACGUAAGGAUUGGUGCCGAGCGAGUAAGCCCGUUAGAAUGGGCUGCAGGAGAAGGGAACCUCCCUCUGGUAAGCCUCUUUCUCGGCAAAGGGGCCGAUGCGAAUUUUCCUAGCUUUACCGUCCGUGGAAUGCACAAAGGAGGACCUGCAUUAGUCAGGGCCGUGGAGAAGGGGAAUCGAGAGAUCGCCCAGGCCCUGGUGCGAACCACUGAUCGGGUAGCCUCAACGAGAGCUCUAGGCCUCGCCGUGUAUCAGCAGGAUAUCCCGAUGGUCAAACUCCUACUAGAAAAUGGCGUCCGGUGCGAAUUCGAAGAAGAAGAUCGGCCUCUUCCUUGGGACCCUCAGGAUGAUGGCUGCUAUUUCUUCGACCGGGCGGAAUCAGAGGAAUUCAUACCCCCGCUCGUCCGUGCGGUUAAGAAAGGCAAUGCGGAUCUGGUUCGGUUGCUGCUCCUACACGGGGCGGAUGUGAACGCCAGCUACCAUGGUAUGCUUUGGGAUUUAUAUGAGUUUGACCUAGGAAAGGACCCGAUCUGGUUUUCGUGCGGUCGGCCUGUCGAGUUGGCCAUGGAGCUGGGGCAUGACGAUAUUGUUGGACUGUUGCUUGACAGCGACGCUGAUAUCAAUCUUCCGCAGCCUAGCUGGCCUGUGCCGGGACAUGAUUGUAGAUUAGUCCCGAGACUGGUUUAUCAGAAGGUUAGGGCGCGCUUGAGAGCGGCUCUGGCGUCAAGGCAUGAUGGCGACGCAUCUGUAUGAAGCAUAUGAGGAUAACAGAUUCCGGCCAAAGAGUUGAUAUUGAUCGUAUGAAUUCGUUGUAGAUCAGAGUUAAACUAGCGCAUUUCGCUGAUCGAAACGCGACUCGAUGUCUAUUAUGCUAUCCUUGUAUUGCUGAGCACUGUUAUAAAGCCCAACGAUAAGGUUGCUUGUCGCCAGAUUCGACAUCUUAGAUAUGUACCUUACUACCCGAUGUUACCAAAUAGCAAGUUCUAAAUGGUGACUUA
This is a messenger RNA of Daldinia vernicosa, 2774 nucleotides long. RefSeq names its product protein kinase. Bases 40 to 2529 code for a protein of 829 amino acids. The transcript has 2 exons. Gene Ontology annotation, molecular function: protein binding; protein kinase activity; ATP binding. The record is from RefSeq and is a predicted model, not a curated record. Lineage: Eukaryota; Fungi; Ascomycota; Sordariomycetes; Xylariales; Hypoxylaceae. Gene Ontology annotation, biological process: protein phosphorylation.